CUCAAAUCUGACGCCUCUCGCGGUUAUGCCGUAGACAUGAAGCCAGCCUGGGACUGUGGUGGCGGGGUGAAUGCGGGACUGCUGUGACCGACAGAGGCAGGAUGUACUGGGCUGCGGGGUUCGCCUCUAGCCGGCCGUGUGUGGUGGAGCUCGGGCGGAACCACAGCCUGCCUCUCGGGCUGUGUGGCCCCGAGCAGCAGCAGUCUCUGUAUGGAUACAUCAUCACCUUCCCUUUACAGGACUAUGGGGGGAUCAUGUCCGCUCUGGGAUCCGAGUCCUGGUGGAAGAAGACUCUGUACAUCACAGGGGGAGCCCUGCUGGCUGCGGCUGCCUAUCUCCUGCACGAGCUCCUGGCCAUCAGGAAGGAGCAGGAGCUGGACUCUAAAGAUGCCAUCAUACUCCAUCAGUUCUCAAGGCCAAAGAAUGGCGUGCCCAGCCUCUCACCUUUCUGCCUCAAAAUAGAGACAUAUCUGCGAAUGGUGGAUCUGCCGUACCAGAACUACUUUGAUGGGAAACUGUCGCCACAAGGAAAGAUGCCUUGGAUAGAGUACAACCAUGAGCAGGUCUCAGGGUCAGAAUUUAUCAUAGAUUUUCUGGAAGAAAAGUUUGGCAUCAAUCUCAACAAGAACCUCACACUGGAAGAGAGAGCUGUCUCCAGAGCUAUCACCAUAAUGGUCGAGGAACACCUGUAUUGGACAAUAGCAUACUGUCAGUGGGUGGAUAACCUGGAGGAAACACAAAAGCUGCUCUCCAUGAGUGGCCCUCUCAGCGACACUCUAAAAUGGCUCCUGAGUCACCUGAACGGCAGCAUGGUCCGCAGGGAAAUGUACGGUCAUGGGAUAGGACGCUUUUCCAAAGAGGAGGUGUACUCACUAAUGGAGAAAGACUUACGGACAUUGGCCACUCUUCUUGGAGAUAAAAAGUACUUUAUGGGCUCCAAGGUUUCAACAUUAGAUGCCACAGUGUUUGGACAUUUAGCUCAGGCAAUGUGGACAUUACCAGGGACUAGACCAGAGCAGCUCAUUAAAGGUGAGCUCAUAAACCUGGCCAUGUUUUGCGAGAGAAUGAGGAGAAAGUUUUGGCCCGAGUGGUUCAUGGAGGUGGAGGAUCUUUAUUACCAUGGAGACAGUGAUGGCAGUGGGGGCUACACUCCGAUGGGCCUGCUAGACCUGGGUCUCUUCUCCAGAACUGACACAAUGGACGAUAGUGACAGCAGUGCCCAUUCAGAGGAGCAGUCCAACAAACAUUCUCAAGAUUCAGACCACUCACUUUUCGACUCAGAUGUCGGUACCGCAUCUGACAAUGACAUUCAGCUUAAAGAGGAUGCAAUGCCCGAUCUGGAGGUGUAACACAUUCUAGACUUCUAAAGGUUGGAGCACUUCCCAAUGUGGAUGUU
Periophthalmus magnuspinnatus is the source of this 1396-nucleotide messenger RNA. It is a transcript of the gene faxcb, whose product is annotated as failed axon connections homolog, metaxin like GST domain containing b. NCBI's taxonomy places the organism in Eukaryota, Metazoa, Chordata, Actinopteri, Gobiiformes, Gobiidae. Gene Ontology annotation, cellular component: cytoplasm. The coding region runs from base 102 to 1349 and encodes 415 amino acids. The record is from RefSeq and is a predicted model, not a curated record. The transcript has 6 exons.